UCAUACGAGAAUCCAACAAGAUGGGCGUCACCAAGCUCGCCUUUCUACACUUCAAAACCAAGACCCAUCCACCAGUACAGAGACAACCUUAAAAGAGGUCCGAAAUGCCCAAUCAACAUACUCAAGCUAUCAAGUCCACUUCUUCCGCCAAGUGGAAGACCCAACCUACAUCUACCUAUUGAGCGGCUGGGACUCAAGUCGCAAAAUACGACCAGUGGAUCGCACCCGAACAAAACCAGAGCUAUCUUGAACGACUCAAAAACUGAUAUCGAUGUAGAAAUCUACAAUCCCCUCAACGCACCGGUCAUCACAUUAACGCGGUGCUUCAUUGAGCCGAGCAAGAAGGACGAGCUCUACCAAGCCUUUGCUAUAGGCCAUCUAGGGCUGAAGUCGUAUACGGCUCGCUUCGCGACUUCUGGCGCGUGGAGGGCUGAUUUGGAGGAUUGUGAAGACGGGGACUUCAUGCUCUUCUCUGUAUGGAAUUCUGUGGAGGUCAUUCUGGUUUUGCUAAGACUGAGGCGUGGGUGA
This is a messenger RNA of Penicillium argentinense, 528 nucleotides long. RefSeq lists its product as uncharacterized. The annotation marks the transcript as partial. The record is from RefSeq and is a predicted model, not a curated record. The transcript is spliced from 2 exons. Lineage: Eukaryota; Fungi; Ascomycota; Eurotiomycetes; Eurotiales; Aspergillaceae.